CCAAUUGACCUCCCCCUCACCCUCACCCAUCUCAUCCCCCUAUAAAUACUUGCCAUCUCUUCUCCGUCCAACCACACCACCCAGCAAGAAGACCCCGAGCAAUUCUACCCGCUCGGAGCUCCUCCCCUUUCAUCGUCUCCAAUCACCAUCAUCUGCACGUCUCACCGGCCCUACGCAACAGCAAGUGGGUUACCUCUCGAUCGGGAUGAGCCGCAGCAACAAGAAGAGCUCUAGGGGCAUCGACCUGAAGCUGAACCUCUCGCUGCCGGCGAGAGGGGACUCGUCGUCCAGGAGGGCGAUGGCCGCCGACGAGGAGUCGUCGCCGAGCUCGUGCCUGUCGUCGGAGAACGAGCACGGCCUGCAGUGGUCCAACAGCCCGGAGGCGACGUCCAUGGUGCUCGCCGCCUGCCCUCGCUGCUUCAUCUACGUCAUGCUCCCGCAGGAUGAUCCGCGGUGCCCGCAGUGCAAGAGCCCCGUGAUCCUUGACUUCCUGCAGCAGGACAACGGCAACAACAACGCCAACAGCAAUAGCAGCAGGAAGACCAGGAGAGGGUGAAGUUAAACAAAAGGGGGGGCAAUUCUCCGUUUGGCAGAAGAUCAACAUCAAUCAAGAAAAAGAAAAGCGUCUAUAUGAAGUCCUAGGUCCAGUAAUUCUCUUUUGUUUUGCCUAUUCCCCCAGUGUAACCAUGAUAUAUUCCUUACUAAAAUUGUGAGACUAGCAUGAAAAUCCAUGUGCUGGUGGCAUAAUUUUGAUACAUCAUGGAUACACUGGGGACUAUAUCCAUCCCCCUCUCCUGGCUUCCUUCUUUAGUGGUUCUAAAUGAAGAAGUUUUGCUUAGACAUAGGACCAGACUUCUCAUCUUUGUUUUGUUUUUGUUUCCUUUCCGAGAUGAAAAGAAAACAUUUACCCUGAAAAUGUUGAGAUGAUUAUUGUUCUGAAUCACAUGAUGGCUUUCUAUCAA
Messenger RNA from Oryza sativa Japonica Group (Japanese rice), 962 nucleotides. Its product is annotated as protein GL2-INTERACTING REPRESSOR 1. Lineage: Eukaryota; Viridiplantae; Streptophyta; Magnoliopsida; Poales; Poaceae. The record is from RefSeq and is a predicted model, not a curated record.